Molecule: messenger RNA, 8757 nt
Organism: Exophiala bonariae
Lineage: Eukaryota; Fungi; Ascomycota; Eurotiomycetes; Chaetothyriales; Herpotrichiellaceae
Exons: 8
Coding region: 1-8757 (2918 amino acids)
Biological process (GO): DNA repair
Molecular function (GO): protein binding; protein serine/threonine kinase activity
Source: RefSeq, a predicted model, not a curated record
AUGGCGGAGGUCACUCUCAUCUCAGCUAUUGCCAAGCUCGAAGCAGACACCCAACAGUCAAGAGCCGAAGGUCUUACAGAGCUCAAACGAAUUCUGGACCCCGGUAGUUACUAUUCCAAAGCAGACUCUAUCCCAGACGAUGCGUUCCACAAAACAUUUGAGCUGCUCUACAAGAUUAUUUCCAAGCAGAAACCUGUCUACGUCCGGGCUACUACCAAGCCGACAACUAGGAACAAUGCUGCCUCUCGGCUCCAGGUCACUGCCGCUGCUCUCCGUCUUGCAGUGGAGGUUGGAGCUCCUAGAAUCAGGUUCAAAACAGCACUCUCAGUGCUGGACCAUAUUGUUGAAACUCUAGCAAACUCGGAUGGCUCUUAUUGUGAGCCUCUUCUGAAUGAUUAUCUCAAGAGUUUCAAAGCUCUCCUAGAGUAUGCUCCCCAUUGUGAGCAUAUGCGGCCAAAACAAUGGCACAAGUGUGUCGAUUUUAUCCUCACGCUGUUGUGUGUUGGAAUAGAUGAUAUGGGACAAGCUAGCGAUGUAAUCACGAGCCGAGACAACCGUAACACCUCCCGGAAUGGUUACAGCUUGUCGAUGCGACUCAGUCAGCGGAGUGCGAGGACUAAAUCCAAGGACGGCGUUUCCGCGCAUUCAGAUGAGCUUAUUGCCACUCUCAAAAGCUUGACUGCCGUGACAAAUGCUCCGAUCAUGUCCCGUGCCGAUGUCAUCGUCAAGACAAUGGAAGAGUACCUUCUAGCUGGCUCAAGAGGCCAAGAAGCAGCCUUCGAGAUACUAAACAAUCUCAUCUUCAAUGCUCUCACCACACAUGUUGACUUCACCAGAAAUCUCAUGGCUUCUUUCAUCCCCAUGAUACGGCGCUUUUGGUCGCACAGCUCAGUCCUUCUUCGGGAACAGAUGCUUAUUACACUCUUUUCGUGUCGAUAUCUCUUCGUUUCCAGGAGUAGUACUUGGCCUGCUGUCCACUCAAACAUCCUCGAACCAUUGCUGGAAACUCUGCUCUCGGAGUACAGCUCAAGAAGCGAAAGAGAAAUUCUACUCUUCGAUGACCUGCACUUAUUGAUUGCCGGAGAAUCCGCGCCACUACACUCAAAACACUUUCUCCCUGCCCGAAAUUCGCCACGGGCUCUCAGUGCUUGGGCCUCUCUUUCUGUCAUUGCCUGUCUUAUCCUGGGAAGAAAGAAGAUAUUCCGACAUGACAAUGACUCUGAGCCCGAAGCUGUUGAUGGCCCGCGGAAACGCCAAAAGGUCAGAGAUUCAGCAGAGGAUAUAUGGAGACUUGCAACGGAAGGUGUGGGGCAAAACAGGCUUGUUGCACUUCAGAUAUUGGUCUUCUUGUGCGACCAGCCCACUCGAGAUGAUUUCGACUCUCCAAAAGAUCUGGCUCAAUUGCUUCCAGGACUUUCUCACGAUGACACCAACAUACAAUCAUGGACAUAUUUGCUAUUCUCCAGGCUGGCAGUUGAAUAUUUGCCCAGUUUCAAAUGUUCCCCUGAAAACUGGCUUCUGGUCUGGUACUCUGCUGGCCAAGCAAUCUCAGUGGCUGGUACAGCAAGAGCAGCAAGUCAUACUCUUGCAGUCCUACUUGAAUCUGGCCAUCUUCGAACCCAGUUGAAUGGUGCCUUGAUUAUCAAUACUAUCUUCGGAGGAAGCAACAAUGGGCCUUCCACUCUGACUGACACCUCCUUGGUGCUUAUGACAAAUGCACUGCAGUCAGAAUUCUUUGAUAUCGGUGGGACUUUCGAGCACUUGUGCCUAAAGAUUCUCAACUGGCUUUCCACGCGAUGGACACUUCCGGCGGUGCUCGAUCGAUCUCACAAUGCAUCGAUUUCGCUCUACGUUCGGCCAGAACUCCUGUAUUCUCUUUUGACCUCCGCCUGCGGUUUUUUGGACGUAAUCCAGCCAGUCGAUGAUUGGUCUCCAGCCCAUGUAAUCUGGCGGGCUGCAAUGGUCACCUGCCCCGAUGAGGGAUUUCUCCAAUACCUGCUGGAGAUACGUCCACAUGAGACGGUUAACCCUGACGUCGCAAACGCGACGUUGACAUGUCUAAGUGGCCGUUUAAAGGAGUUGCAGUCGGCCUUUAUCACUUUACAGUUAGAACGAAAGUCUAAUAUUAGUACCGAUAUUAUUGGAAUUCUCACAAUUGCUGCGAGUGCAUGUGCGGGUCUCUCUGUUCGUUUGGCUCCAGCAUCAGGUACGAAGCCUCUGACCCUGUGGAACACUCUCUGGUCAUCUGUCAUCGAUUUUGUCUCCAGUGAAACUAGUGACGGGCGUGUUCUGAUAAAUCGGAUAUGUUCGUCCGUCUUACGCCUGCACGCACAACUCUGUGAGAGCAAAACCCUCUGGGCAAAUGCAGAAUACCAUACCCUUGUGGAAUCGGCCUUACAGCUCGCUCGCAACAGUAUGGAUUCGACUGCCAGCAAGGAUGGCACGGAGUCGGACCUCAUGGAUGAUGACGCGUGGGCAUCGCAGUCGACCCAAAGAGGCCUUGUUAACACAAACGCUAGUCAACUGCGGCAAGCCAUACCACUCAAUUUUGAUGAACUCAGCCAGUUAGCUUCUAACCGCAUCAAACUCGCGAUGGCUCUCCAAACCGUCAAAACCGAGGGAAGUCUCGUACCAAGAGCCGUCUCGCUAGUCGUGGAUGAAAUCAUAGCACUCGAGCCAGGGUCACUACUGGCUGCUCGCGGUGCCGUCUCUGAGCUACUGGCACUCGAUCACGGCAUGACGCGAGCUGAUGGUGCGCGGCUCCUGCAGCUGUUGGGUCAGACUUAUCUGCAAGAAGAAACUUAUGAACGAUGUGAGACUGCCUUAUGCUUUUGUUUGAAAGUCGUGCAAGGCCUUGGUUACCUCUGGGUUUCGGAGGACGACGAUGACUCUCUCGGCGAGCUCGCAUAUGACGUUUACAAUUAUUCGCUCAAUGUUGUACUGGGAAAGUUUCCUGCGUCCCCCAGAGUGCUUUCCCAAUUCUCAGAACUUCUUCAUUUCCUCCUUCAGCAUAAUCCCAACUACGGAGCAGAGGAUCUGCCCUCUCCGAGAACAAGUUUGCUGAAAAUUCUUCAAACUGCUCCCCCUACGAUCAAAUAUGGUCUGCCAGAAAAGCUCUUUCAAUUGUUUGAGAAGUUCAUCCUUACACAACAUGAAGCUAUUUUCGACGACAUUGUGGAGAAUCUGCCAUCCGAUCCCGACGAUAAAGAGGGCAUUGCUGCUCGUCUCUCCCUCUUGGGUCAAUUGGGAGCACGAUGGCACACUGUUUUGAGACAGGCAACCUAUCACUUGUUUGAAACAGCAGCGAACGUCCCUUCUGCUACUGUGUUGUCGCAAUCCUGCAUAUCAUUUACCUCCAAGAAAUUGCAAUUGGAGUCUUCUACUGAGCUCUUCAGGCUCUUCGCUCCUCAGAUAUCGUACACCUGGCUGUCGAAGGAUGGCUUCUCUCGAAUGCCUUUCCUGGCAUUUGGAUAUGCAACACUGAAAGAAAUGGUGCUUGACAACCUGCAGGAAUUUGUGGGACAGACGGCGCUUCGUGGUGCCAAGUAUGCGGACGAACUGGCAGAAAUUGCUGGAGACAAGUGGACAUCGCUUCUUGCCACUGCCUUCCCCACUGCAUUGGCCUAUACUUUAUCCUCCGAAACGAGCCUGCCGAAACAAGAGCGACUGUAUGAUGGUUCUGAAAAGCUGAUGCGAAAACAAUUAGGUUCUGAUACAUAUCUUGAACUCCUCCAGAAACGAAUGCCCGACAUCGUUGCUCAGCUGAUAAUGUCUCUUCAAAAUGAUCGCGCAAUAGAAAAGGCAUUCGAAAAGAGUCAGCAUACAUUGGCCUUGAGUGCAUGGGAGGAAAUGUCCACCCAAUCAACUACGAACUUGGAGCUUCCGCUUUCUCAGCAACCGUCCUUUCGAGCUAGAUGCCUGGGUGAGGAGCUCAAUUACAUCUGUUCUCGGCUCAACGUUGCGCAAUCUGACAUCUGGUCACCUGCUUUAACUGUUCAUGUCUACAGAUCACUCCUGAGCAAGACUAGACCAGCGCUUGGUCCACUGCAUGCCUGCACUAUCAUCCGCAAGGUUCGAAUUGCUAUCAGCCUUGCAGGUCCCAUCGCACUAUGCGGUUACCCUUUGGAAAUGCUCCUCCAUAAUCUUCGACCGUAUCUUACAGUAUUCGAGUGUGCCGAGGAUACGAUGGGGAUCUUUCGAUAUCUUCUUCAGCAUGGGAAGUCCCAUCUCAGUACACGAAUAUCUUUUCUGGCUGGUUUAGGCGUUUCUAUUUUUGCUUCACUCACAGGUUUCAUCACAUCAUCCCAGGAAAGUACAACACAGGAGAGUCACUUUCGGGCGACAAUAUCAAAAGCUCAAGAAUUUCGCCUCUUUCUGAGUCGCUUUCUUGAGGGAGCGACUUUUGUGAAUGUCCCACAGACUACUCUGGUCACUUUCAAAAGAAUACUUGAACAUGCGAAAAACAUCGAAAACCCGGGGAGCAAUGCAAGAAGUACAAGCGAGGGCUGUCUUCUUCUUGCCCUUCUCGACGAUCGGAAUUCAGAAGAACCUUUACUGACCGAGUUGCAUUUUGAUAUAUCCCUCGAGAUAUUGUGCAAGAAUUUCAAGACAGCCAGCGAUCCUGCAGAUGAUAUCCUUUUAGAUGAUCUGGCUGCUCAGCGGUCUUCUACCGUGCUCAACGAUUUUAUCAAAACUGUCAAGACGAAUGAGGAUUUUCUAACCUGGGCUGCGAGCGCUAUAGGACGUGGAUACCUUAUGCAUGGUAUGGCAAAUGACUGCCUUGAGUCGCCCAAGAAGGACUUUCGGUGGACAAACAUGAUCAAUUCGAAGUCAGAGAAGGACAAAACUCGCCAAGAUAUGCUAAAGGAAGACAUGGUGUCAUCCUAUACAAGUAUCGUCGAUGUGCUCAUCGACUUGCUCUGGCGGUCCGAUCUUGUGGCAGCAGCAUUCUCCGAAAAAACCUUGCAGUCCAUCUCCAGCAAUAUUGCUGAAGAUCGUGAAAGUGAAAUUCUCGCUAAACACUUCGACAAAAAUAUUUUCACAGACCUGAGGUUUGAAGGUUUCGAAUGUCCACCGAUAGGAAGAUCCAACCAAGAGAAUUCCUUUACAUCCGCCCAGUAUGCUACUGGCGGCAAAUCUAGAUCUUCGAAUCAUUGGGCAGCUGAUCAGCUUCGGGACCUCUGCUCGGAGACAACGGAUGACCCUAUUCUGCGUCAUAUACUUCCCUUGAUAGCUGAAGUGCCAAGUGUAGCGGACACCCUUUUCCCCUAUGCAGUCCACAUCAUCCUUGCAGGUGGAUCCAAUAUGCGCCAACAUUCUCGGGAUCGUCUGUCCCUGGCCUUUUCAACCAUACUCCAGAAUCCAGGCGCCGAGGUUGAAGAAGCCCGACCGUUGGUGCUGAGGACUAUCAUAUACCUCAGAACAAGAUUCUACGCUAAUGAGACCACAAUGGCCCAACGGAACACUUGGCUUGAAAUCGAUUUCUCUCAAGCUGUUGUAGCUGCUACUGAGUGUCACAUGUUUCAUGAGGCGCUUCUUUUCCUUGAACUGCACAACUCUCAGGCCCGUCUUCAAGGUGGACGAUCAUCUCGAAAGUCCCUAGGUUCAUUAUUGUCUAGCGUGUCUCAUGAGGUUGAGACCCUCAUCUACGAAAACGUCGACGAUCUUGAUUUCUUCUAUGGCAAGCACGAAGAUUCUGACUUACAAUCUGUCCUUGCAAAACUGGCUCAUGAAGGAGCCAGCCAAAAAGCAUUGUCUUUCCAGAGCGCUCUGCUGGACUCUCAUCUCAAGAUUCAGGAACCUGCUAACGUUUCUGAGACUGUGAAUGCGACUGCUAUGGCGCUUAGGUCAGCAAAUAUGUAUGGAAUUUCCGAAGCUGUAGAGCGCUACUACCACAACAACGCUGAACAGCGAUCGCAACUGACUGGGGCGUCUAAACCUUUUGCAGCAUUGAAUCAGUGGGAUCUGAUAGCUUCAGAUGGGGCAUCAGGACACUUCGAUACUGCUGGAGCGUUGCUAAAAAGCAUGAACCAUGCCUCGAACACGACUGCUUUGGACUCCAUGAUUGAUCAAUCACUACUAGCAUCGAUUACCCAAUUAAUCUCAACCAAUACUGGGAGGACCGAAAACAACAUUUUACUUUCACGCCUUGCAAUACUGGCAGAAGCCAAACAGGUUUUGACUGCUCACACUCAACAAGAACUUGACUCGAUCUGGAAGCGUAUUGUGGAAAGGGACAAACAAAUCGAACUUGCCGAGUUCGAGAAGUUGUCACCGGUUCUCUCAGCGAGAGAGGCGACGUUUACUGCUUUGCGUCGAAACCCCAGUCUUCAGGCGGCAUUCGGCUUGACCUUUCAGCAGUCACUCUUGCAGGAAAUCCACGUUGUUCGUCAAUCACUUCAUUCGGUUUCUGACCAUAGUAUUCCGCAGUUCAGUCUGAACAGGGCCAUGUACCUCUCAGAAUUGAACAUCUUGGGACUGGCAGUUGGUCUCAAUGUGGAAGUCGCCAUCCAAUAUGACCUUGCAACCACCUUAUGGGCCCAAGAGGAGACUUCAGGUUCAAUCGGAAUCCUCCAAAGCCUCGUGAGCAGAAAGGAUGCAAACCACCACAUUCUUGGGGUUACAAUGGCACAAAUCUUGACUGAUUUGGGUCACAAGGUAGCCGAAGCACGUCUCGAGCAGCCAGACGAAAUCAUCAAGAGCUAUCUACAGCCCGCUUUUGAUGAAUUACGGGGCAAGAACUCCGGGGUAGAGGCCGGUCGAGUGUUCCACAAUUUUGCCGCAUUCUGCGACAUGCAACUACAAGAUACGGACAACUUGGACGAUUUCACUCGGAUCAGCAAGAUCAGGGACCGUAAACUCAGAGAGUUGAACGACUUGAAGAAGAUGAUUGAAACAAGUGACGCAAAGCAACGUGAGCAACUUAAGGGACAUCUCAAUAAGGCCAAGGUCUGGUAUAACCUGGACGACAAAGAAUUCAAAAGAGUCUCAGAGAAUCGUGAAAGUCUAAUUCUCCAGUGCUUAGAGAACUACCUGCUUUCAAUGAAAGCUUGUGAUGAUUAUCGAAAUGACACUCUUCGAUUCCUUGCUUUGUGGCUCAAUCAGGCUGAAAGCUCAACGGCAAACGCAUCAGUAAGCAAGUAUCUCAGUGCUGUUCCAACACUGAAGUUUGCUCCUUUGGUCAAUCAACUGUCCUCGAGGCUUCUCGAUGGAAAGGACAAAUUUCAAAUCCUUCUGAUGGAUCUCAUGUUUCGAAUAUGUUCGGAUCAUCCAUACCAUAGCUUGUACCAGGUGUUCUCGACAAGCAAGACCAAGGCACCCAAAACUGACGAGGUCGCAUCGUCUCGGAACAGCGCAGCCAACAAACUCGCCGAGGCUGUUGCAAAGAAAAGUCCUUCCGCUACAAUCUGGAUUGCAAUUCAUAAUAGUAGCAUAGCCCUGUUCAGAGUCGCUCAAGAAAGAAUUCCCGAGAAAGAAGCCAAACAGGGGGCCAAGCUUCCGCUUCGAAAGCUUUCUUCUGCGGUCAGAUUGGAGCAGAUGAUGACGGAAGCUCACACGAAAAUACCCCCCCCAACGAUGAAUAUCACAUUGAGAUCAGAUAGAGAUUACUCGGGCCUAGCGACGUUCAGUAAGUUCGACCAACAAAUUGCCAUUGCUGGAGGAGUCUCAGCACCGAAGAUCGCAACUAUGAUUGCUUCAGACGGAUCUGCCUACAAAAUGCUUCUGAAGGGGGGCAAUGAUGACCUUCGCCAGGAUGCAAUAAUGGAACAGGUAUUCGGACAAGUAUCGGAGUUACUCAAGGAUCAUCGGCCGACGAGACAACGGAAUCUAGGAAUUCGUACCUACAAAGUCAUCCCCCUCACCACUAAUGCCGGUAUCAUUGAGUUCGUGAAAGACACCAUUCCACUUGGUGACUACUUGAGCCCUGCUCACGAGCGAUACUUCCCUAAGGACUUCAAAUUCACAAGAGCCAGGCGAGAGAUUGCUGAUGCACAGACAAAGCCAAUGCCACAACGCCUGCAAGCCUACAAGACUGUAACGAACAACUUCCACCCUGUGAUGCGCUUCUUCUUCAUGGAGAACUUCCUCGACCCUGACGAGUGGUUCCACAAACGCCUCAACUACAGUCGCUCCACAGCAGCAGUCAGCAUUCUCGGCCACGUGCUUGGGCUUGGCGAUCGCCACGGGCACAACAUCCUCCUCGACCACAACUCCGGAGAAGUAGUGCACAUCGACUUAGGCGUCGCGUUCGAAGCGGGACGCGUCCUGCCCGUUCCCGAAGUCGUACCCUUCCGCCUAACACGCGACCUCGUCGAUGGCAUGGGCCUCACAGGUGUAGAAGGCGUCUUCCGACGCUGCUGCAACUUCACGCUAGAAGCACUGCGCCGCGACCAAGAAGCCAUCAUGACGAUUCUCGACGUCCUGCGAUACGACCCGCUAUAUUCUUGGUCCAUCUCACCGCUGCGCCUCCAGCGGAUCCAGGAACACAACGAACAGGUCGCCGACGCCAUGGCGGCGAGUAUGUCUACGACCGCGGGCGCCGGCAUGGCUCUGGACGGCCACGGUGUAGGCGGCGUCGUCGGCGCCGCGAGACGCGAUAUCUCUGAGCCCAGUGAGGCCGAUCGCGCCCUGACCGUCGUGGCAAAGAAGCUAGGCAAGAGCCUUAGUGUCGAAGCCACCGUCAAUGAACUUAUUCGCCAGGCGACUGAUGAACGUAACCUCGCUGUGCUCUAUUGUGGCUGGGCUGCCUUCGCAUAG